This is a messenger RNA of Thamnophis sirtalis, 1133 nucleotides long. The record is from RefSeq and is a predicted model, not a curated record. Lineage: Eukaryota; Metazoa; Chordata; Lepidosauria; Squamata; Natricidae.
AUACGAACUUCUGAAUGUCCUUGAUUUUGACUGCGUCCGUCGCCGGAUGAGCGUUAUUGUGAAGAUGCCGGAUGGAAGAAUAUACCUGUUUUGCAAAGGAGCGGAUUCUUCUAUUUUCCCAAGGGUCCCUGAGGCUGAGUCACAAAAGACAAAAGCCCAUGUGGAACAGAAUGCAGUAAGCCUUGGUAUCCGGUUACGACUAUGGACUGGUGAUUGACGGGGCGACCCUUUCCCUGAUCCUCAACCCUUCACAGGAUCCCAACUUUUCCCAUUACAAGAGCAUCUUCCUCCAGAUCUGCCUGAAGUGCACCGCUGUCUUGUGCUGCCGGAUGGCCCCGUUGCAAAAGGCUCAGAUCGUCCGCAUGGUGAAGAAUUCCAAAGGCAGUCCCAUCACGCUGUCUGUUGGAGAUGGCGCCAAUGAUGUCAGCAUGAUUUUGGAAGCUCACGUGGGCAUCGGUAUCAAGGGAAAAGAGGGACGCCAAGCUGCCCGGAACAGUGACUAUGCCGUCCCCAAGUUUAAGCACUUGAAAAGACUUCUCUUGGCUCACGGCCAUUUGUAUUAUGUCCGAAUAUCCCACCUUGUACAGUAUUUCUUCUAUAAGGUAAAGGGAAUGACAAAUUGGUUUGGGAGGGGGGGGGUGUUAAGGAGAAGGCAGGUAAUGCAGAGGUCAGGGAUUUUCAGGUGGAAUAAACAGAUCAAGUGUCUGCAACCAUGGCUACUGGUCCACAAGGACAAUCGUUCUCUUAGUUUCAGAAGUUCAGGCCAGAAUUCAGCAUUGAAAGAGCUUCUGCUCUGCCUGACCAAUGAUUUGAUCCACAGAUUGAAGGAGUAUGAAUUGUUUGGACCUUGUAACUGGUUCAAUCAAAAGGAAAUUGGAGAUACAAAAUUCCUAGAGAGUGAGGUCACACCUGCUGCUCCCUUGAAAGUCCCUCACUUCCUGCCCCUCAUCUCUUACCUCAAAGGGGUGCUGGAGAGGAUACCCCAGACCACGAAUAGCAAAUAUUUGGAUGAGGGGAUAUGGCUGAGCCAUCCAGUCUUGGAGGACAUUGAGGAUGUCCUUCAUGAUGAAGAAGUGUCCAACCUCCGGAUGAUAGAGAAGCUGGGGAACAAGAGUGGAGAGAUAGAGCAUUAG